Thunnus maccoyii (southern bluefin tuna) is the source of this 1109-nucleotide messenger RNA. RefSeq lists its product as uncharacterized. Lineage: Eukaryota; Metazoa; Chordata; Actinopteri; Scombriformes; Scombridae. Gene Ontology annotation, cellular component: membrane. The transcript has 7 exons. The record is from RefSeq and is a predicted model, not a curated record. Bases 89 to 787 code for a protein of 232 amino acids.
GCUUGAACUCACACAAAUCAGACUAUCACAGUUCCAGGGAGUCUGUAGCACUGAACCAGACACAGGUGAGGCAUCAGCACCGUGAAGGAUGACUGUUACUGUCGUCAAAGACAAGAAAGUGACUGUGGUCACUGUAGCGGCGGACAGUAGGAGCAUGUGGCCAACGCUCUGUCAAAUCUUGAAGAUUCUUUGCUACAGACGCAGGUGCUGCUCGGUGUACAAGGCACGGCUGCAGACGAGUGUUACAGCCGCUCUUGGGACUAUACAGAUCAUGGUGGGCCUAUUCAGCACUGGACUUGGACCAGGACGAAUAAGCACAGGUCCUGAGGAUUUUGCCAGUCGGGGAGGUGUUUACUGGCUGAGUGGAGUGUUCAUCGCAGUUGGAAUCAUGACGAUUUUAGCUGGCCAGUACCCCAAUCUUUGCUUGAUGGGCUUCACCGUGUUUAUGAACAUCAUCGGAUUGAUCUCUGCCAUUAUUCACAUUGUGCUGUACGGAAGAGACCUGGCAAAUUCCUCUGUACUCAAUUUAUGUGACCGCUCCUGGUACAAUGCUGGUAAUGACAAUGACGCCUGCAGAAGAGUGGCGUUCUAUGCCCAAGAUUUGUUGACAGGCAUCGACAUUACGUCAAUUGUUCUGGGUGUUCUCCAGCUGUGUGUCAACAUUAGCUUUGUUGUUCUGGGCAUCAAGGCUUUGGUCAAUAGGAAGAAGGAAGAGCAGGGUGAUGAAGAUGUUGAGGUUCUCCAGCCUGAGUUUAAGGAAGUCCUCAUGACAAGUCCUGGUGCUUAAAAUCAGUUCAACAAAAGACAUGGGUGCAUGAGAACGAAUAAGCAUCACAUCACUGUAAUCAGUCUUUUACAUAUAUUAGCUGAAAAUAAUCAAAAGCACAUUGUAUUACAAAGACAAAAUUUCCACUUUCUGUAUUACCAGUUUGGGGUUGUGUAGCAAAAAAUGUAUUCCUGAGACUUUUGUAGUGUGAUUGCAAGUGUUUUAAUGCCUGUGAGUGAUGUUUUCAAGUAAACUUCCAUGAAUAAAAACAUUUUUUCUUUUGGAUAUUUCAUUUCCAAACAAACAAACACUUAGAAAGGUAGUUGUGUGCAAUGUUUAGGCU